Molecule: messenger RNA, 1722 nt
Organism: Knipowitschia caucasica
Lineage: Eukaryota; Metazoa; Chordata; Actinopteri; Gobiiformes; Gobiidae
Source: the annotation of a GenBank genome assembly
AUGUGUGCGCAGUGGCAGCCGCUGCUCCAGGCCUCGUCCUACAGAGUCUCCAUCAUCUCCACUCUCAACGGACAGCGGCAGGAGGAGACUCUGGGGGGCGGAGCUUCUCGACAGUGUUUCUAUGACCUCACUCCCAGCAGCCAAUACCAGAUCAGCGUCCUGACGUCCGUGCAGGAGCUGGAGGGGCCCGCGGUCUCCAUCACAGAUAUGACACUUCCUGCUCCGACUGAAGCUCCCACUGAUCCUCCUGUGACGGAGCCGCCGCCCACUCUGCCCCCGGCCAAAGAAGUGUGUAAGGAGGCGAAGGCUGACCUGGUCUUCCUGGUGGACGGGUCCUGGUCGAUCGGAGACGAUAACUUCCUGAAGAUCACACGGUUCCUCUACAGCACCAUGGGUUCCCUGGACCUGAUCGGACCUGAGGGCACCCAGGUGGCCAUCGCUCAGUUCAGCGACGACGCCCGGACAGAGUUCCAGCUCAGUUCCCAUAGCAACAAGGAAGCUCUGCUGGAGGCCAUUCAGAAGAUACGAUACAAGGGCGGGAACACCAAGACCGUUCUGCGGCAGGCGGAUCAUUGGGAGUGUCAGGCUUGGCUGGAGUUGUGUAAUUUAGUACAGCUUCUGGACAUCUCACUAGGGCGAGCCAUCAAACACGUGAAAGAGUCGGUGUUCGUGGCGGAGGCCGGUGCCCGGAGGGGAGUUCCAAAGGUCCUGGUGGUACUGACGGACGGGCGCUCCCAGGACGACGUCAACAAAGUCUCCAAAGAGAUGCAGCUGGAAGGAUACAUCAUCUUCGCCAUCGGCUUCGCGGACGCGGACUACGGCGAGUUGGUAAACAUCGCCAGCAAACCCAGCGACCGACACGUGUUCUUCGUGGACGACCUGGACGCUGUCAAGAAGAUCGAGGAGCAGCUCAUCACGUUUGUGUGUGAAGCUGCCACUGCCAAGCUGCCACUGAGUCAGAGUGAGAGAUCUGCCUCUGUCAGAGCUGCCACUGCCAAGCUGCCAGUGAGUCAGAGUGAGAGAUCUGCCUCUGUCAGAGCUGCCACUGCCAAGCUGCCACUGCCAGUGAGUCAGAGUGAGAGAUCUGCCUCUGUCAGAGCUGCCACUGCCACUUGUCCGUCUGUGUUGAUGAGCGGGAACACAUUGGCAGGCUUCCGCAUGAUGGACAAGUUCAGUUUGGUGGAGAAAGAGUACAGCACGAUCCCCGGAGUUUCUCUGGAGCCAGGAUCCUUCAACAGUUUCCCGUGUUACCACCUUCACCCAGACGCACUGGUGUCGCAGCCCACCAGGUUCCUCCAUCCUGAAGGUCUGCCCUCUGACUACACCAUCUCUGUGAUGCUGCGGCUGCUGCCUGAGACGCCACAUGAGCCCUUUGCAUUGUGGGAAAUCCUGGACAGAGACAACGAGCCGCUGGUCGGCGUCAUUCUGGACAACGACGGAAAAACUGUGACUUUCUUCAACCACGACUACAAAGGAGACUUCCAGACCGUCACGUUUCAAGGAGCAGGAGUGAAGACACUUUUCCACGGCAGUUUUCACAAGCUCCACGUGAUUGUGAGUAAGACCUCGGUGAAGCUGGUCCUGGACUGCUCUCUGGUCGGUGAGAAUGCAGUGGCCGCGGCCGGAAACAUCAGCAGCGACGGCGUGGAGGUCCUGGGGAGACUUAUGCGAUCCCGAAGGGGAGGAGACCGCUCUGCUCCGAUUUUGCUACUGAAACUUUAA